AUGAUUACUGUCAGAGAUGCAUUGAAUCAGGCAAUUGAGGAAGAAAUGGAGCGAGAAGAGCGUGUGUUUGUGAUUGGGGAGGAGGUUGGUGUAUCUGGAGGAUGCCACGGUGUUACUAGAGGCCUUUAUUACAAAUAUGGCUGUUGGAGAGUUCGUGAUACUCCGAUCAGUGAGAUGGGAUUCACAGGAUUGGCCAUAGGUGCUUCUUAUCUUGGACUGAGACCAAUAGUUGAGUUCAUGACAUGGAACUUUGCUCUGCAAUCAAUAGAUCACAUAAUCAACUCAUGUGCAAAGACACUGUAUAUGUCUGGAGGAAUGAUUAGCUGUCCGAUUGUGUUUAGAGGACCAAAUGGAUUCAAUCCGGGAUACGCAGCGCAGCAUACACAGGACUUCUGCGGGUAUUACGGCGCAAUUCCAGGACUGAAGGUGGUUGCUCCAUACACAGCCAGAGAUCACAAAGGCUUAAUGAAAGCAGCAAUCAGAGAUAACAAUCCGGUUGUUUUUCUUGAGAAUGAGACACUUUACGAUGAUGUGUAUGAUGAUAUUACAGAUGAAUAUGUGCAAGAGCUUGAUAAAGCUGUUAUUGAGGUUGCUGGAGCAGAUGUUACCUUAAUUGGCGUUUCUAUUUCUGUAAAGAUCUGCCUGGAGGCUGAAAAAUUGUUAAGAACAAACGGAAUAUCAGCAGAGGUCAUCAACCUUGUAUCUGUAAGGCCCAUAGACAAGCAAACCAUUGUUGCAUCGGCCAUGAAAACACGAAAUGUAUUUGUUGUUGACUAUGCAUGGCCCUCCUUCAGCAUAGCCUCUGAAAUUUCUGCAAUUAUCCACGAGAACUGUUUUGACUCUCUACAGGCACCUGUGCAAAGGAUAAGCGGUAAAGAUAUUCCAACGCCAUACUCUGAGAACCUAGAGAAGAUGUCUUUUCCAACACAUCUUGAUGUUGUAGAAGCAGUUAUAAAUACAUACAGAAAGAAACAAUAA
Molecule: messenger RNA, 978 nt
Organism: Ordospora colligata OC4
Lineage: Eukaryota; Fungi; Microsporidia; Ordosporidae
Product: subunit beta of pyruvate dehydrogenase
Exons: 1
Coding region: 1-978 (325 amino acids)
Biological process (GO): pyruvate decarboxylation to acetyl-CoA
Molecular function (GO): pyruvate dehydrogenase (acetyl-transferring) activity
Source: RefSeq, a predicted model, not a curated record